AUGUUUUACGCGCAGUUUGUCCUUGCUAAGAAGGGGCCUCUAGCAAAAAUUUGGCUGGCAGCCCACUGGGAGAAAAAGUUAACAAAGGCUCAAAUUUUCGAAACCGAUGUCCCUCAAGCGGUAGAAGAAAUGAUAAAGCCAAAGGUGUGCUUUUUUAUUAUGAUUUUCAAACAACGAAAAUACAGGUAAAAAUGGCGUUGCGCACAACAGGACAUCUAUUACUCGGAGUUGUCCGCAUAUAUUCGAAGAAGGCGCGAUAUUUACUGGCAGACACCAACGAAGCCGUCCUGAAGGUGACUGUAUGAUUUAAGUUGUUUUAAAUGACUUUUUUUUCAGAUCCGUUUAAACUUCCGCCACGGUUUCAACUUGGAAAUUGAACCCUUAUUGAUGGAAGAUUAUGAUGUUAAUCAAGAAGUUAGUUUGGAGUUUAGUUUGGGAAUGCUCGUUGUUUUGUUAGAUGUUCGAGGAGAUGAACGUGACGAUUCCAGAGUUUCUUGAAGCUGAAGCACAGAUCGACUAUGAAGUGAGUCUUUUUUUGACCUCAUAAAUAAAAUUUUAUUAAAUUUAUUAUUGCGUAAAGUGGCCGAAUAAUUUUCUCAUAUCAUGCCGUGUUCAAAGUGAUUUCACGAGAUAAAAGUAGUCGUCAGAGAGUGAAAAAGAUAGCCGAACUUUGGAGAGUCAGAGAUAAGUUAGCGCUUUGCGGAAAUUACUGAACGCUGGAUCAAUUUCAACAAUCAAUUAACAUUUUUAAACGUUGGACGAAGAAAUUUUUGGAAAAAAAGUUUGCAGGCCAAUCAGUGUAGAUUGGAAGACAUCACUCUAAAAGAUGACUAUGACAUGUUUGGCGACUGCUUCCGUCAUCAAAAGUUGCUUGUGAGUCCCUAUCCAACUCAAUAAUUUAAAUACUUCUUCAGCUUGAUGAUUUUGGAGAAGAAUCUGUCUACGGUUCUUUUGAAUCAUCUUCUAUCCCUACUCCAAUCGAAAGGCAGCCAUCUUCACUGAUAAUGGACAAUGGAGAAAGCUCUAUGCAAAUAAGGUUUUUUUUUUCUCGUUUUUCGAUUAUCUCAUUAUUUUCUUUUAGGCCCGAUGGCGAUGUCGUUCUACAGGAAUUCGUUAGCAAGGUAACAGGAGAACAUGCAGGCUUCGCCUUUGAAGAUGCUGGAUUUGCUCCAGAAGAUGCUCAUCUUUUUAGUAUGUUAGCCGACGAUGUGGAGAUGCAAAGAGAAGAGAUAGACAACUUCGGUAAAAAGUUUUUUUUAGAAUAAAAUGAAUGACUUUCAGUUUUCCAGGAGACAGUAUUCGCAAGCCGAAUAGCAGCGUUCUGCAGGAGAAACAGAAACAAGGUGAAAAUUUUCAACGCGUUAUGAAAUUUGAGCUUUUCUUCAGAUUUCAACGAGGGACGGUCCUCCUUCGAACUGCAACCUCUAGAUCUCAACCGACUUGGAGCUCGCGCUAAAGGAAAAAGAACCACAAAAAAGUAGAAUAUAAUAAUCUUCUAUCAUUAAGUUCUGCUUUUACAGAAGGAAGCUUGUAAUAGACGAUGCAACGAACAUCCCCAGCGAACAGUUGAAAGAUGACAUGCAAAAUUUCAGGUAAAAGUUGAAUAUGAAACGCUGUUGACAAUUUUCUCAGUGAUAUUAUUGUACCAUUGUCUCUUGCCCCGCCAACGAAGAAGUUGAUGAACAUUUGUCACACCGGAGAUGUCAAUUAUCUCAUGAAUACUCCGGGGAUGGAUAUCGGUCACCAUGACCUUAUAAAGGUAAACCUUCUUUCUUUUUUAUUUUGUUUAUUUCUAGGUUCUAGGCAUAUAAAGAGUGCCUCGUUCUACGACUUCAUAAGCCUAGCAAUGGCCAUGCUCCUGUCGAUGAUCCUUGCGAGGAAUUGUGUCUGAGUGAUGAAAUUUUACCAGAUGGAAAUUAUUUGGAGGUUUUGUCGAAGUUCGAAGCUAGUUUUAUUGUGACUGUUCAGGACACAAGAAUGAAUGACUACGCCGAUUUUGAGGAGGAAGGAUUUGCGGCCGAAAAUCAGUCGGUGAUAGAAGCUGUCAGAGACAUUUCGGAUCUUUCUGUUCCGCAGAACAGAAGCGCCAUUGGGUUCAAUUCAAUUUUACAUGAAGAGGUUAUCAAUUUUUUUUUCUUUGUUUUCUUAAUUGAUUGUUACAGGAAAAAGAAAACGACCCGUUAGAGCCGCAAGCGACUCCUUCACGAGGAUGUUUGGAGGUAACUUCUAGGAAUAUUCCAAAGUAAUGAAAAAAGGAGUCUCUCUCCAAAAAAAAUUUCCAUAAAAAUACUGAGUUCUCAAUGUAUCUCUCCGUUUUAGGCCUAUGGAUUUGGGAAGAAAACUGUGGACGAAUGCAAGUGGAUGAAGCGCACUGAGACCAUACUCAAGAAGAUCUCGACGGAGAUUGAGAACAGCGGAAAAGUUUGAGUUUUGACACUUCUUAAGCUAAAUUUGAACUGUACAGGCUAGCUUCUCAAAUGUUGUGCGUUCAGUUGGAACAAGAAAAAGUGCUGCAGAACACUUUUAUGCUCUACUAUCGUUAGCUAAGUUGCAAAAAAUACAGGUAAUAUCAUGAAUUUGUUGUCAAAGAGUUUUUUUUUUAGGUUGAACAAGAAGAGCCUUUCGGAGAUAUUACUAUCCUGCCUGGACCGAAAAUGAUGUCUCCAUUCGAAGAAAGCAUCGUUCGACCUUUUACUGAACGAAACGCUUGAUUUUUGGACUUUUAUAUUUGCUAUAUUCUUGUCUCAUUUCCAGUACAAAUCAACUAACCCACUCACACGUGUACAAAAACCAAACAUAAUAAACUUUUUUAAAAUUUACAUAUGAUACCGUGUCUUUUCAGAAGGUCAUUCUUCUUUCGAAAUUUAUUUAUACCGUUAAGUUUAUUUUCUUCGUUUAAAAAUUAUUUUAGGAUGGCUUCCCGUGUCAACGUUUGCUCCGUGAACUUCUUGGAGAACCCUGGCAUGUUCACCGACAAAUUCCGCUUGGAAAUUACCUUCGAAGUUUUUGAACACCUUCCUCAUGGUUUUUUUUUUCUUGUCGCACUAAAUAUCUUAUCGAAUGCCUUUUUCCGAUUUGGAAUGGGAACUCGUAUAUGUUGGGUCUGGAACAUCAAGAGAGUUUGACCAGGCUCUCGACUCUGUUGUCGUAGGCCCAGUUCCAGAAGGUCGGCACAAAUUUGUUUUUGAGGUAGGAUUCAUUUUUGAUAGAAACUGAUUAAGUAUUCUAGGCAUCUCCACCAAACUCGGAAAAAAUCCCUCAAGAAGAUUUGGUCGGCGUCAGUGUUCUGCUGCUUCGAUGCAAGUACAACGAGCAGGUAGCUGAUUAAUUCUCUUUUUAGAAACUUUUUCAAAAAAAAAACUUUUUUUAGGAGUUCCUCAAUCUUGGUUGGUUUGUCUCGAACGACUACAACGACGAGGAGCUGAAGGCAAAUCCACCAGUGAAGCCAAUCGUCGGAAAGGUUUUAUCGAAUUCACGCAGAUAUUGUUUGAAAACCAAAUUUCAGCUGGCGAGGACUGUACAGAUUGAUGACCUCAGAGUGACAUCAUUUUCAAUUAAUUGGGGUGGUGAGCAGCCGGUAGAAUAUCCGCCAGAGGAAGAAACUGUCGUGGAUGAGACUGAUCUCAUGCCGUUGAACGACGAGGGAGAUGACGACGAAGAAGAUGUAAGCUUUUUUUUCUAAUUUGUUUCUUUAUGAAAGGUGUAUGAAAAGCUACUUCCUUUUUUUUUACCUCAGGGUUAUGACUAAAAUUUCUUAAAAGUGUAAUUUGAAUCAAUGCUUCUGCAAAAAAAAACUGUUCCAACGAGUUUUGAAUAUAUACUUAUAAAAAAUAAAUCCGAUAAAAUACUAACAUUUGGUUACCUCCAAAUAAACUAUCGAAAACGCAACUAAUUAUUAACCACCACUGAAAAAUGUAACAUUAAUAGAGGCCUUCAUUGAUUUAGGGAAAGCUGGCAUUUUCUUUGUCUUAUAUUACCUUUCAAUUCAAUACUUCAAUACACCAAAAUGUGUGAAUAUUAUUUAAUACUUCAACACACCAUAAUGUGUAAAUAUCAUUUGGUAGUUUCUAAAUUUGAGGACGAAACUGAAGAUGAGAAAGAAGAAGGUGAGGUGGAUCUUAACGAGAGCAUCGAGAAGAUAAACGAUAAUGUGACAAAUUCACUGGAUGAGAUGGAAGUCGACACUAAUCAAGGUACAUAAUUAUCUAGAUCAAUGGAAAUUAAUUUCAUCUAUUCAGGGGGUGAAGGAAUGGAAGUGGCUUCUGAAGAAGUCGCUACCGACGGGAAGUCAGCUCCGAUGGAGAUCAGCUCAGCUCCACUUGUUGAUAAAACUAACGGAAACAACGAAUGA
Molecule: messenger RNA, 4351 nt
Organism: Caenorhabditis auriculariae
Lineage: Eukaryota; Metazoa; Nematoda; Chromadorea; Rhabditida; Rhabditidae
Source: the annotation of a GenBank genome assembly